UUGUUGUGAUUCCUGUGUCCCGUCCCACCUACCCUCUCACCUACUCCUCUCUCUCUCUCUCCACCCAUUAUAAAAAUAAAAAAAAACCAGUUCAAAAUGUAAACUUAACGCCGUGAAAUUGCACGCCCCCGCCUUCCCCAACCAUCCACCAACCCCUCCACCGCCCCACACACUCACUUCCACCACGAGCGCGCCGCACCUACCCCUCCCCUCUCCCGCUAUAAAUCAAAAUCCCCAAUCUCACUCUCAUCAACACCCAAAUCCUCCUACUCUUGCUCCUCUGUUAAUUUCUCCAUGGAUCUCCUCCUCCUGGAGAAAACCCUUCUAGCUCUCUUCGUGGCCACCGUCGUCGCCGCGGUAGUCGCCAAGCUCCGCGGCAAGCGCUUCCGCCUGCCGCCUGGCCCCCUCCCGGUCCCCGUCUUCGGAAACUGGCUUCAGGUCGGCGACGACCUCAACCACCGCAACCUUGCCGACCUCGCCAAGAAGUUCGGCGACAUACUCCUCCUGCGCAUGGGGCAGCGCAACCUGGUGGUGGUCUCCUCCCCGGAUCACGCCAAGGAUGUGCUCCACACGCAGGGAGUGGAGUUCGGGUCGCGCACCCGCAACGUGGUAUUCGACAUAUUCACGGGGAAGGGGCAGGACAUGGUGUUCACCGUGUACGGGGAGCACUGGCGGAAGAUGCGGCGGAUCAUGACCGUCCCUUUCUUCACCAACAAGGUGGUGCAGCAGUACAGGUACGGGUGGGAGGACGAGGCGGCGCGGGUGGUGGAGGACCUUAGGAAGAAUCCGGAGGCGGCGACGACGGGGGUCGUGCUGAGGAGGCGGUUGCAGCUGAUGAUGUACAACAACAUGUACAGGAUAAUGUUCGAUAGGAGGUUCGAGAGCGAGGAGGAUCCGCUGUUUGUGAGCCUGAAGGCUUUGAACGGGGAGCGGAGCAGGUUGGCUCAGAGCUUCGACUACAACUAUGGAGAUUUCAUUCCGAUUCUGAGGCCGUUCCUGAGAGGGUAUUUGAAGAUUUGCAAGGAGGUGAAGGAGAGGCGGUUGAAGCUCUUCAGAGAUCAUUUCGUGGAGGAGAGGAAGAAACUUGGGAGCACUGUAGCAGUGGACAACAAUGCGCUAAAAUGCGCCAUAGAUCACAUUCUGGAUGCUCAGCAGAAGGGAGAGAUCAACGAGGACAACGUCCUCUACAUCGUCGAGAACAUCAACGUCGCCGCAAUCGAAACGACGUUGUGGUCGAUCGAGUGGGGCAUAGCCGAGCUGGUGAACCAUCCGGAAAUCCAGAAGAAGCUCAGGCGAGAACUGGACACGGUACUCGGACCCGGAGUCCAGGUAACCGAACCCGACACCUACAAGCUACCCUACCUGCAGGCCGUCGUCAAGGAGACCCUCAGACUGCGGAUGGCCAUCCCCCUCCUCGUCCCCCACAUGAACCUCAACGACGCCAAGCUCGCCGGCUACGACAUCCCCGCCGAGAGCAAGAUACUCGUCAACGCCUGGUGGCUCGCCAACAACCCCGCCCACUGGAAGAACCCCGAACAGUUCCGACCCGAGAGGUUCUUCGAGGAAGAGUCCAAGGUGGAGGCCAACGGGAACGACUUCCGGUACCUGCCGUUCGGCGUCGGCCGCCGGAGCUGUCCCGGCAUCAUCCUCGCGCUGCCCAUUCUGGGAAUCACGCUGGGGCGCCUGGUGCAGAACUUCGACCUCUUGCCGCCGCCGGGACAGUCGAAGGUGGAUACUGCGGAGAAGGGGGGUCAGUUCAGCUUGCACAUUUUGAAGCAUUCCACCAUUGUUGCCAAGCCCAGAUCUUCUUGAAAUUUCAGGACUUCAGCCCCCAAUUGGAAAAUAUAAUGAUGUUUCUGUUCAGUUCCUUGUAAAAACAAAUCUUGCAAUCCCCGGUGGUGAUGUUUAUGAAUUUAAGACUUCGCAAUAAUCUAUUGUCCUUUUUUUUUUUGUCUAA
Malania oleifera is the source of this 1957-nucleotide messenger RNA. RefSeq names its product trans-cinnamate 4-monooxygenase. The transcript has 3 exons. NCBI's taxonomy places the organism in Eukaryota, Viridiplantae, Streptophyta, Magnoliopsida, Santalales, Ximeniaceae. The record is from RefSeq and is a predicted model, not a curated record. Gene Ontology annotation, biological process: lignin metabolic process. Gene Ontology annotation, molecular function: heme binding; trans-cinnamate 4-monooxygenase activity; iron ion binding. The coding region runs from base 295 to 1812 and encodes 505 amino acids.